Leptonychotes weddellii (Weddell seal) is the source of this 1825-nucleotide messenger RNA. NCBI's taxonomy places the organism in Eukaryota, Metazoa, Chordata, Mammalia, Carnivora, Phocidae. The record is from RefSeq and is a predicted model, not a curated record.
UCAGAUCGCGUCGAUUCCCUCCUUUCUUCCCCGCCCUGGUGAGGUACCGGAACUCAGAAGGGCCGGGCCCACGGCCCCGCCUCCGAUGCGACUAACGACUGGAGGGCUGGGGUGGUAGCUCGCACAUGGACCUGGUAAUCGGCCAGCGAGCAGUAUGGAGGCACCCUGGGGGAUCGUCAACGCUGAGCGGAGCUGGUACGUCUCUGCCCAGCAGCCCGAAGAGGCGGAGGCGGAAGAGUUGAGCCCGUUGCUAAGCAACGAACUUUACAGACAGGGAUCCCCAGGUGUUUCAUUUGGUUUUUCUGUGUUUAAUAUGACGAAUGCCAUCAUGGGAAGUGGCAUCCUUGGCUUAGCUUAUGUUAUGGCUCAUACUGGCAUCCUUGGAUUUAGUUUCUUGCUGUUGAUAGUUGCUCUCCUGGCUUCUUACUCAGUUCACCUCCUGCUUAGUAUGUGCAUUCAGACAGCUUGCUUGGUCCAUGAACUAACUUCUUCAUGGUUCUUCAUAUACAUUGAUGCACCUGUCUUCCGUUGUGAAGGCAAAAAGAAUACUUAUUUAGUUAAUGUGGUAAAACUAAAUGAUUUGCAAUGGCUUGAAUACCUGUCUUCAAGAAUUCUAAUAGGAACUAUUUUUAUCCUUUUUGCAGCUAUGUCAUCUUAUCUUUUAAUUAUUAAAACAGAGCUUCCUGCUGCUAUUUCAGAAUUUUUGUCAGGAGACCAUACUGGGUCUUGGUAUCUCGAUGGACAAACACUACUAAUAAUCAUUUGUGUUGGCAUUGUGUUCCCUCUUGCACUUCUUCCUAAAAUAGGCUUUCUUGGCUACACAAGUAGUUUAUCAUUUUUCUUUAUGGUGUUCUUUGCUCUUGUGGUGAUGAUUAAAAAAUGGUCCAUUCCUUGUCCUCUGCCAUUAAAUUAUGUAGGGCAAUACUUCCAGAUUUCAAAUGCUACAGAUGAUUGUAAACCAAAGCUCUUUCAUUUCUCCAAAGAGAGUGUUUAUGCCCUACCUACCAUGGCUUUUUCAUUUCUCUGCCAUACCUCAGUAUUGCCAAUAUACUGUGAACUUCAAAGCCCUUCAAAGAAAAGAAUGCAAAAUGUAACCCACACAGCAAUUGCUUUAAGUUUUCUCAUUUAUUUUAUAUCUGCACUCUUUGGGUACCUCACUUUUUAUGACAAAGUGGCGUCAGAAUUACUGCAAGGUUAUAGCACAUACUUGCCCCAUGAUGUUGUCGUCAUGACUGUGAAGUUAUGCAUACUAUUUGCUGUGCUUUUGACAGUCCCUCUAAUCCACUUCCCUGCAAGGAAAGCUUUAAUGAUGAUGUUUUUCUCCAACUUUCCAUUCUCAUGGAUUCGCCAUUCUUUGAUCACUCUAGCAGUCAAUAUAAUCAUUGUUUUACUUGCAUUAUAUGUUCCUGACAUUAAGAAUGUAUUUGGUAUAAUUGGUUCCAGUACAUCAACGUGUUUGAUUUUUGUAUUCCCAGGACUAUUUUAUCUUAAACUUAGCAGAGAGGAUUUUCUCUCAUGGAAAAAGCUUGGGGCUUUUGUUUUGCUCAUCUUUGGAAUUUUGGUUGGGAAUUUUAGUUUAGCACUAAUCAUUUUUAAUUGGAUUAAUAAAUGAAAGAAAUAUGUUCCUACUUCUUAUGAAGAAUAAUUUACCUCUAUAUGCAAAAAAGGAGUAAUUCUGGAAGGCACCUUGGAUAAAUCCUUUUUAUAUGGGUAAACAUUUUUGUAAACAUUAUUAACAGAAAAGCAGAACAAAAUGGGAGUAGGUAGGGGAAAAUGGGUUUAUAACAGUUUUAAUUAAAAUAAAUUCAAAAUGUUCUUCAAUACA